This is a messenger RNA of Suillus subalutaceus, 1299 nucleotides long. RefSeq lists its product as uncharacterized. The coding region runs from base 144 to 947 and encodes 267 amino acids. The record is from RefSeq and is a predicted model, not a curated record. NCBI's taxonomy places the organism in Eukaryota, Fungi, Basidiomycota, Agaricomycetes, Boletales, Suillaceae. The transcript is spliced from 2 exons.
CGACCUUAUAAUUAAAGCCCAGAACGGAUGCAGCGCGUGCUUUUUACGCGUCUUCUUCAAGUUGGACUUACUCCCGCAUCAUCCUCCGUGUAUACCCUCUCUCCCUCAAAUUUUAUAUAUCUCUACUUGUUUUAUUAUCAAAAAUGGGUCGCCCUCUUUACUCCAAGGCUUUCCAGACAGAGCCUAUCAUCAGAGAGCCAGAGACUCCUCUCCCAUACCAAAAAUGGUCAUAUAUCAAUGCUUUUGAUCCAGACUCUGACGAGUUUUUUGAAAAUGACCAGGCAGUUUACGAGGCCUUCAUUGACCACGUGCCUGUAGAACACUCGGAAGAUGAAGAAGAGACGGAGGAAGACAGAGAGACCGUGGUUAUCAGACUAGACCUCACCGGCGAGGGUAGUCAUCUCGAACGUGACAGUCCAAUGGCUGUCGGGGGUGAUAGCCUAGCCCAGUACAUUGCUCAGGCCUACCAAAGGCAGACAACAGAGCCGGAAACACCCGUCCGAGUUCAUCUCGCAGCUCAUGACAUCCAUGGCGAAGUCCAGAGUGACCCGCCAGUGUCGCACGAAUCAGUAGAGAUCGAUUCUUCGCGGGAUAUCAUGGCACCAUUAGACGCACAUCCACAACCAGUGAACUUCCCCCUUCCAACCCCCAGUGCACCCAUCCCUGUUCCGGGUACACACUCCCAGCACUCUUCAUCUGGUGAAGGGUUAUCUUUCUCCUCGUUCUACCACCAGCAUCUAUCCUCGACACCGCCGCCACGCUACACAUCCUUUUCUCGGUUUUCCCCGUCACCGCCCCCCACAGUCUCACCGCGUAUUUACUCUUGGGCGUCUCAUCACCAGACAUAUUCGCCAGCAGGAACAAGUCCUCUCCCUAACAAUAAUGCACGCAUGUCUCAUGCUCAUAUUUCCCCCGCACUCGUUCGUGUCCGAGACGUCGUGGCUUAACUUGUAAAUCAAUACACCGUCCCAAUCCCCUCAUUCAUAACCUCUUCCUUUCCUUCAUUUUGACUUUCAAGGCAUUCCAGCGUGCACAAUCCACGUAAUCUUUAUCCUGCUUCAUACACUCAGCUAAUCCAUUACUUAUGCACUAUUACAAUGGCCGUAAAUGACCCGCGUCAUUUGCUCUACUAUCGUGUGCUUUUUAUAGUCGUUGUUUAGCGGAUUCGUAUAGAUUAGACCUGAUGCUCUCGAUUCAUCCGCUUGCAACAUCGUUCAUAUCAUGUAUUGCGAUCAAACAUCUGUAUGAAUUCGGCUACCUACAAUUUGUAAUGAGAUCAGCCCCAUCUAGCAUCCCAAU